Molecule: messenger RNA, 2706 nt
Organism: Salvelinus sp. IW2-2015
Lineage: Eukaryota; Metazoa; Chordata; Actinopteri; Salmoniformes; Salmonidae
Product: alpha-N-acetylneuraminide alpha-2,8-sialyltransferase
Biological process (GO): N-glycan processing; oligosaccharide metabolic process
Molecular function (GO): alpha-N-acetylneuraminate alpha-2,8-sialyltransferase activity
Source: RefSeq, a predicted model, not a curated record
AGUACCAGGGAAUUAUAUUACUGGCUGCUCUUCAUGCAGAGAAGGGGAGAGAGGGGGCGAGGGAUAUUACAGGAAGAGAGGGAGGGAGGGGGAAAGCAUAGAGAAGGCUAGUGCUCAGGGGUGGGGUUGGAGAAUGCAGACAGAGCAACAGCUUGAGCUCUGGGACUACAGUGAACUGAAAGUAAGAGCGUGGUGUGCUCUCAAUGAAGGGGUGAGAAAGAGAAAGCCAGAAAGAGAGAUGCAACGAAACAAGACACAUCAAUCUAGGUAAAGGAGGGCGUGCGGACAAAAGACUGACAUUGUAGUUCUACAGGAGCCUAGCGGAGGGGGAGAAAAGAGGGGGUAAAGGAGAGAGGAAAGGAGAGAGGAAAGGAAAGGAGAGAGGCGCAUGAGAGAGGUGGAUGAGAGAUUUUUAUAGGGUACAGACAGAGAUAUGAUAGUCUGCUUAUAGAAGAGGUGUGCCUGGAAACGCUCUGAGAAAGAGACAGAGGGGGAGAGACAGAGAGAGAGAGGGAGCGAGAGAGAAAGAGAGGGCGGAAAAUGAGGGGGGAGUGAGUGAGACAGAAAGAUUAACCACAGUCAGAAAGAGCGAGAGUGAGCAGUGAAGGACAAUCUGGGACAUAUAGCAAGGGAGGGAGGGGGAGGUAAAAAUAAGAAAAAGAAAUAGGGGAAAGGUCUGAAACAAACUAAUGUGUAAGUGCUGAGUGAAGGACAAUAGGAGAGAGGGAGAGAGAGAGAAGAAGAGGAGGGGGCCAGCCAGAGGAAGUAGCAGGGCGAGAGAGGCAUGAGGGGACUGUUCUCCUUUAUGCUCACCCUGUCCAUCCUGGGUACUGUCAUGACUGCACUCGUCUGGUACUUCUUCAGCAACCGCAAUGUUCAACCUGGCAGACCCCCCUACAGAAGUCAUAUUAUGAACUCUGGGCUUGUCCCCUCCGGAACAUGCAAGGGCUGCAGGGAUACAGUCACUGAAAAAGUGGUGGAGCGCUACUCUCACAGCUGGAGGAAGCAGGAGGACAAGUUCAGAAAUUUCAGGUCUCUUCUGAGUAACAGAUGUCAUGGACUCACCAAGGCUAUGGUGACACAGGCCAACACUCCUCUGGGGUCAAAGGUUGUGUACGAUGGAGAGAAGAGGAAGCAUCUUCAGGUGACCCCUGAACUGUUCAGCACCUUCGCUAAGGUGAAUCCUUUUGUGAAUACGACAUGGGAUACGUGUUCUGUUGUUGGGAAUGGGGGAAUCCUAGCUAAUAGCAGCUGUGGAGAAAGAAUCGACUCCGCCCAGUUUGUUAUCAGGUGUAACCUCCCUCCUCUGGAGAACGGCUAUGAGAGAGACGUGGGCAACAAGACAGACCUGGUGACAGCUAAUCCCAGCAUCAUCAUGGAGAAAUAUGGGGGCCUGCAGGAGCGUCGUCGGCCCUUCGUGGAGAGCCUGCGUAGCUAUGGCGACUCCCUGAUGCUCCUGCCGGCCUUCUCAUACGGCCCCAACACGCCCGUGUCUCUGCGGGCCCUCUACACCAUCCAGGACUUUGACAGCCCCUCGCGGCCCGUCUUCCUCAACCCAGAGUACCUACAGAGUCUGGCGCGCUUCUGGCAGGGCCAGGGCCUGCGAACGGUACGACUCAGCACAGGACUCAUCGUGGCUAGCCUGGCGCUGGAGCUGUGCGCCAACGUCCAUCUCUACGGGUUCUGGCCUUUUAAUGAACACCCACACCGACACCAGCCCCUCACCAACCACUACUACGACAACAGGCAGAGUAAGAAGAUGGUGCACGCCAUGCCCGCUGAAUUUGACCACCUGCUAAGACUCCACACCCAGGGCGUGCUCAGGAUACACCUGGGAGAGUGUACACCCACAACCAGUCCUGGAUGUAGCUCGAAGAUGGCCUGGGCCCCAGCCUCAGUCUCAGGCCUCAGUCUCCCGGUUGGCUCUCUGGGUAGUGCCAUGCCCACACUGGUACAACGCAACACAACCUCCCAGAGCCAGAAGCCUUGGGCUGGGCCCGACACCAACGUCUCUGGACCAUCAGGACUGGGGCAGGGUGCUUCUGAAGACCCCACACAGGGUUCAGACUCAGAGCAAAGGACAAAACACAGAAGGGGGAACAGAAGGAGACCAGGGAAGUGAUGACACCCAUAAACAUUUCUGGGGAGUCCCCCUUUCAUAAAGAGUUUUCAUGGUUACCAGCUCACACAGGUCAAAGCAUCAUAACAACAAAUACUCUCCCCGCUGUGACCAUGGUGACAGUAAAUCAUCUGUGCUGUGACGAAAUAACAACAUUAGCAAGGGAGUGAGGGAGUGGUGGGGAGAUGCAGGAUUGACAGUUCACUUAUUAGCACUGUAGCUGCUGUAGGUAAUAGGUUAAAACCCGAUGCAUGUGUAAGAAGGGCAUUCUAGAUCUUGCAUUAUUUCACUAUAAUGCAAGGUAUAUUUGGAAGGUAGAAUUCAUUGGCUAUUCAUUCUUACAUGUUCUAUGUUUGAACUGCUUUUGAAAGGAAAAGUCGAAUUGAAAACAUUACUGUCAUUUUUUUAUUCGAUUUUCAUAACGGUAAGCUUGGACUAAUGGCUUUAUUAGCUAAACUAGCAAGUCUGUUUGGUUCCCACGGCAACUACUGUAUCUAUCUAGUAAACUUUAGUGGAUGUUGAACACAUUUCUAGCUCAAAUGUCUUAAAUUAUAGCCAUGGUUGUCAUGCCCUGAUCUGUUUCACCU